Molecule: messenger RNA, 1125 nt
Organism: Penicillium nucicola
Lineage: Eukaryota; Fungi; Ascomycota; Eurotiomycetes; Eurotiales; Aspergillaceae
Exons: 5
Coding region: 1-1125 (374 amino acids)
Biological process (GO): endoplasmic reticulum organization; endoplasmic reticulum to Golgi vesicle-mediated transport; Golgi organization
Cellular component (GO): COPII-coated ER to Golgi transport vesicle; endoplasmic reticulum-Golgi intermediate compartment; endoplasmic reticulum membrane
Molecular function (GO): D-mannose binding
Source: RefSeq, a predicted model, not a curated record
AUGAUGCGAACUUUAGCUUCACUGGCACUGUUUGCCGCAGGAGCCACGGCUCAGGUCAUUGAGAGCUCUAGCUUCGGUACUGGUAAAACAGUCUCUCAGUCGGAAUGGUCUGCAGAGUUCCAAUUCCGCGCGAGUGGUCCAGAGCGCGCAGGUGGUAUCCUUCAACUGUGGUAUACCAAGGAUGGGCAGGCCCGCAUUGGUACCUCUAGUAUCUACACUAUCGGUCAAUUCGAUGGAUUUGCGCUUGUUAUUGAUAACCACGGUGGAAGAGGUGGAAGCAUUCGUGGUUUCUUGAACGACGGAACAACCGAUUACAAGAGCCAGAGCAGCCCCGAUAGCUUGGCCUUUGGUCACUGUGACUAUGCUUACCGUAACCUGGGCCGUCCCUCGAUUGUCAAGCUGAAGUCCACCAGCUCAAUCUUCGAGGUCACUAUCGAUGACAAGCUCUGCUUCUCGACCAACAAGGUCGCACUGCCAGCUGGAAACACCUUCGGUAUCACAGCCGCGACCCCCGAGAACCCAGACUCAUUCGAGGUUUUCAAGUUCGUCGUUGAGUCCGCCUCCGGAGGCCAAACAAUCCCCUCCAACCAAGGAAGCGUGCCUCAGCAGGCCCAGCAGCCCAUCGUGAACCAGAACCCACCCGUGGUUCAGGCUGGAGGCAACCCUGCCACCGACUCCGGCUUGGCCGCGCAGUUCGUGGAUCUCAGCGGCCGCCUCCAACUCACAAACAAAGCCACCAACACCAUCCUCCAAGAACUCAAGAACCAAGUCUCAAAGGGCGACGCUCACCACACAGAGCUGCUCCAGAAAUUGGCAUCCCAGGACCAGAUUGCCGCCCUCCUUGACGCGAGACUCGCGCGUAUGGAGCAGUUGGUCCAGAACAUCCAGCGUGAUGUCGAGGGCAAGGAUUACAGCAGUCGCUUCAACCAGCUGCACGAGACUCUUCGCUCUUCGCACCUGAGCCUGAGUGAGAACCUGCAAGGUCACUUGUUGAGUGUGAUCACCGCUUCAUCCCCUCGCAUGGGCUUCUUCCUGUUCAUGUUGAUCGCGUUCCAGGUCCUCCUUGCAGUAUCCUACGUCAUCUACAAGCGUCGCCGAGCCAACAUGCCCAAGAAGUUCCUUUAA